This is a messenger RNA of Kwoniella shivajii, 1860 nucleotides long. RefSeq lists its product as uncharacterized. The transcript has 8 exons. The coding region runs from base 1 to 1860 and encodes 619 amino acids. The record is from RefSeq and is a predicted model, not a curated record. NCBI's taxonomy places the organism in Eukaryota, Fungi, Basidiomycota, Tremellomycetes, Tremellales, Cryptococcaceae.
AUGAUUCUCUCACUGCUGAUUCUGCCUCUCCUUGCCGGGAUCGCUCAAGCCUCACCUGAGGAGCUUGAGCAGAAUCUGGCUUACAGAUCACCUUAUGUGUCUCAUCCGGCAUUAGGUAUCGAUACAAGACAGGUCUACAAGCGACACCUCGAAGCUUCUGCUGAAGUCCGAAGCGAUCUCAAGAAAAGGCAAGAACAAACCGACAUCCCCAGCGGAGAAGAUAGUGAAUACCCUCAACCAGGAUACGGCCUAGGCGUCACUGAUUGGAGUAACUCCAAUUACAUUUAUGCUGGAGAUCUAAACUUUACCCAUAGCGUUGCUUCCGGUGACCCUUAUGAUUACUCUGUAAUCCUUUGGACUCGAGCUUAUCCAGCUUCCACUUAUCGAGUCGACAUUCCUCAGUGUGAGGUACAAAGAUGGUCUCUCACCGGCGCUGAUGUCGAUUGGACCGUCAAGGUUGAGGCAACUGGCCUUUCAGCUAGCACUUUGUACUCGUACCAGUUCGAAAACUGUGCUAAACCUGACAACAAAAGUCCUAUUGGAAAAACUAGAACUGCACCUGGCAAGAUGGCCACUGACGUACCUACCCAACGAUUCGCCAUUUACUCUUGCUCCAACUACCCCAAUGGUUUCUUCUCCGCAUAUUCUGGACCGGUUGUACAUGAAGAUGCGGAUUAUGUUGUUCAUCUUGGUGAUUACAUUUACGAAUCUGGUACAGGUGGAGCUGCUAUUGGUCGUGUUCCUUCAAAAGGUGCCGAAUUAGCCAGUCUAGACGACUAUCGAAGAAGGUAUGAUGAACACAGGACCGAUGUUGAUCUUUUAUCAAUGCAUCAAAAUAUCCCUAUCAUAGCGAUAUGGGAUGAUCAUGAAACUGCAAAUAACGAUUGGAAAGCUGGUUCUUCCGAUUCAAACGAUUCUAUUUCAACUGGAGGAUGUGCUUAUUCCAAUGGAACUGUUUGUUUCUCAGAUAGGGCUAUGCAUGCCAAGAGAGCCUAUUUCGAAUGGCUACCCAUUAGACAGGUCGAUUUAGGAGAUCAAGCUAGGAUUUGGAGAGAUUUCAGAUUCGGUGAUUUACUUGAUAUCUACGCUUUAGAUACAAGAAAAUAUGAUCGUGAUAUCACAGAUCUAAGCUAUAACACUGAUUACGUAGCCACUCUGGCUCAAGAUCUGGAUAGCUCGCGAAGUAUGGUUGGUCCUCAACAAGAAAAAUGGAUAGAAGAUGGUUUGAAAGCUAGUCAAGAUAGAGGUACCGUUUGGAAACUCAUUUGGAAUCAGGUUAUUCUUGGAAGCCAAACCCCUGAUCAGGCAACAUUCACCAUCAAUUACGAUGCUUGGGAUGGAUACCAGGGAAACCGACAACGAUUGCUCCAACACAUCUACGAUCAAUCCAUUGACAAUGUAGCAGUCUUUACUGGUGACACGCAUGCCACCUGGUUAUUCGAGAACAAUAUCCAAGCUACCCUUCAGGGAUCCGAUGACAUUACUACUUUAGCAGCGAGUGAAGCGACUACCUAUGAUCAUCAACGGGGAACUGUGGUCGAGUUCGGAGGAACCGCCGUCUCGUCAAGCGGGUGGGGUAAUAGCUGGGGAAGUUACGAGAACAGUACCGUAGCAGCAAAGAGGAUGGUAGAAAACAAUCCUACUCUCUUGUAUUCCAAAGGUUACCACCGAGGUUACAUGACCGUUAGUGUUAACUACACCCAUCUCGAAACCUACUGGUAUAGUUAUCCAGGAAAUCAACAAGCCCGUGUACCGAACAACCGAACUUUGGCCAUGCGAGCUACUAUGGAAGCGGGUAUGAAUCAUGUCCAACGACCUUUGAUGACGCCAACUUUUGGUGCUAUCAAACCGGGAUUUUGA